Messenger RNA from Morchella sextelata, 3573 nucleotides. RefSeq lists its product as uncharacterized. Gene Ontology annotation, molecular function: zinc ion binding; DNA-binding transcription factor activity, RNA polymerase II-specific. Gene Ontology annotation, biological process: regulation of DNA-templated transcription. NCBI's taxonomy places the organism in Eukaryota, Fungi, Ascomycota, Pezizomycetes, Pezizales, Morchellaceae. The record is from RefSeq and is a predicted model, not a curated record. The coding region runs from base 1 to 3573 and encodes 1190 amino acids. The transcript has 7 exons.
AUGGCUGCAACGAACCCCGACUCAAAAAGGCCCCGUCUGAAUUCUUGGGGAUCGGCCUCUUCCUCCUCCUCGCCGCUCCCCCAUGAGUUCCAGACACAUCCUCUGCACCACCCGCCGUCACAUCCCCAGCAUUCUUCGCCUUACACAGCUUCUUUGGCCGGGCCUGGAUUUUGGCGGGAAAUGAAAACGCAGCCCCACCCCAUUCAGCAUACACUAUCCCACCAGAGAUCACACUCAGUUCCCUCACUGCCCCCGGGAGCUGGAGGAGCCAAAAAUGUCCCCCAUAACCACACACCACAACAACCUCCACCUCCUCCUCCUGCCCUUCCUUCCCUUCCUCCUACCCAUCCUACACACCAAGGACAGAGCGUCAAUAGCUCUCACACGUUAGGAACCCCUAGUACUGGGCAUUCACCUCGCUCUGUGCACGUGCAGACCGGUUCACCACUUCAGAUGCCAUCAGCUCCCAAUUCAAACCCUAAUCCUGGCUACCAGGGCUACCAACAUCAGCUUCAAAAACCCCAGGGUGGUCUUGAUGGUUCUUCUCCCGCACCCACAUCAUCCGGUCCUUCAAUGCGCACUGCUAUCGACCAGCAACAGGUGCAGCAGCUCCGCUCUCUCUCAGUAUCUGGUCAUUCCCAAUCCUCACCUGGGGGUCAUCCUCAAUAUCAGGAGCCAAACUAUUACGUCCCACACAGUGCCGGAGAUCCCAGAGGCUCAUUAGGAGUCGAAUCAAUAUCUCCUGGGAGCACUACUACACUUGGAACAGGCCCUAGUCCGAUAUUGACUUCUGGGGGAUUUGCUGGCGGUCCUGUGGGGAUGAUAAAUCAACACAUGCAGGGACAUCCUUCAGGAGGACAAAUGAGUGGUGGAAUGGCAACAAGCCCGGUAACAACACCGACGAGUGCUGGAGGGAUGAUGAAUGGCCUUCAAGGGAUGGGGGUGGUGACAACCUACCCCCCACGACGAAAAGCUAUUAGAGCUGCUCAAGCAUGCGAUGCCUGCAGAGCUAGGAAAGCCAAGUGCGACGAAGGAAGGCCAAGCUGUGGAUUCUGUAAAGAAUCACAAAUUCCUUGUGUUUACAGAGAAGUACCCCCACCAAAACAGGAUCGAACAUUACUCCAAAUCCUGGACCGAUUAGGGAGAGUUGAAGGUCUUCUUGACGCAAUCAAUUCCUCAGGGCGAUCAUUUGAAGCACCAAAGACCACAGAUGUAACCCCUGUAACAGCUAGCACGCAGAAAGAUGUUUCGACUGCUACAAGCCCCCCAGGACCAACUAUGCAUCACUCGCCCCCAUUCUACCGUCCUUCCCCAGGGCCCUCUCAGCUCGCAUCUAGUAAACCUUAUAGUCAUCCACAACAACAAACAAUCGGCACACCUGCCGAGGUGUUGCUAGAGGAGGAUGAGCAAUUGGCAAUACCGUAUCAACACACCACAGCGGCACAUAAGUUGAUGUGGUGGCCUAGCAUUAGAAAGCUCAUUGACGAUGAAUUUCUGAAGAAUGAAGCAUACGUUAUGGAUGAAGAAGAAAAACGGGGACCCCUGCGAGUUCACGGAAGGGGAGAGGGUAUAGACACUCCCGAAUCAUGGCUUGAGGAUAUGGACGAGGGAAUCACGGACUCUGGAUACGUAUGGGAUAGCGGGAUUGGCGUUGAAGAGGUUAUGGACAAUAACUGGGGCAGUAGUGAAGACACACCCAUGGAAGAUAUGGUAGAUGGAAAUGGAUAUCAACAGUCUCGGAGGCAAUCAGGCACUGAAGGAAGCGGCUUGACUACCGGGGGAGGGCUCAAAAUGGAUCAUCAAACCGUAUUAAGGCUUCUCAACAGCUAUCUUUCCAACAUUCAUAUUCUGCAUCCUGUAUUGGAUAGGUCCACUAUUACCAAAAUGACUUUUAUGUUCGCAGACCGUGUAUCAUCUACUCCAAAAGUAGCUACGCCUACAACUCCAUAUUCUACAACACCCGGAGCAUCAGUAGGGCUAGGGCUAGGAGUUAAUGAUGGUGGAGACAGCGGCAUGCAAUCGCCAGGUGUCAAUAGGAGAGGUUCCUUAGCAUCAGUGAAAAGAAAGCGUAGCAUAUCUUCCACAAGUAUAGGGCCAAUGCAAAGCCAAUUAACCUCAAUGAAUUCGCAAGGCUCGGCUUCUGGACGCAGUCCGUCACAACGAAUUCCGAAAACGAUCCAUUCAGCAUUGGUGCUCUUAGUUUUGGCUCUGGGGGCGGUCUGUCUGCAUAAACGCCCUGUUCCUGGUCCGCUUCAGCCAACGUCAGGCUCACCACCGAUUCGUAAUAGCACGCCAUCAUAUAAGACUUCCACCCCUCCAUUCUCUGCCUCUACUCCUCCAUAUCACCACAGUUACCCACAACACUCAUCUAAACGACCAAAGGGCCGAGAGCUAAGAAACAUUGAUGUUAUCCCUGGUUUAGCUUACUUUGGAAAGGCGGUAGAAAUAAUGGGGACUCUAAUGGGAGGGAACGAACUUGAAAACGUUCAGGUUUGCCUUUUGGCUGGGUUGUAUUGGGGCCAGCUGGGGAGAGUGCUUGACAGUUGGAAAUGGAUCAGUUACGCCUGCAUGGGCUGCCAGAUCCUGGUCAGAAUGAGAUUGGAAAGCGAAAAGGAUAGCUUGCGUAAAGACCUGAUUUUGCGUGCGUUCUGGAGUUGUUUGCAGCUAGAAAGUGAUGUGCUUGCAGAACUUGAUCUUCCGCCAAGCGGAAUAACAAGGCUGGAAGAUUCAAUGGCUCUACCAAGUUCUAUCGCCUUACCUCCGGCUUAUGACUCAGAGACAAGGGAAGAUGACCCGCUCAUGUGGAUGUAUUACUUGGCUCAGAUUGCCUUGCGAAAAUUGCUCAACAGGGCGCAUACAACGCUGUACACCAAAGAGUCUAAAGAUCGCUUUGAUUCUCCCCGAUCUCUGGCAAUCGCUAGGGAAUUAGAUUUUCAACUUGAGCAGUGGAAACUACAUCUCCCGGAGCCACUCCGUUGGGAUGAAAGCGACCCCCCAGCAAGUAAUAUAAACGCGGCAAGAUUACGUGCCAAGUAUUGGGGUGCGCGGUACAUAAUUCAUCGGCCAUUUGUGUACUCUGUAAUCCACGGGAGCGGCGGUACCGGCGGUAGUACGUUCUCUUCGAUGUCCCCUGCGAGCGAAAUGUCCCAACAAGGUUCCCCCUCGGCGACCACACCAAAUCAUAUUUCAAGUAUAAGACGACCAAGUGCCACGGGAGAAGAUACGCCCGUUUCAUUAGAGAAGAGUUGCAGGAAAUGCUUGGACUCUGCAGUCCAAAGUACCACAUCAUUUCAUGCGUUCGAUCCCGAGGAGAAUAGACCUAUUAUAACCAAUGUGUUUGGCACAGCUCAUGCACAAUUCGGCAAUCUUCUUGUUCUCCAAGCCGCAUAUCAGUCUUCUACACUGAAGCACAUGAUUGACCCUCACGUCCUCAGUGAUUUGCUCACAAAAACAAAACGUUGGUUACGGACAUUGGCGCCCAUCUCUUCAGCAUUACGGAAAGACGCCCAAAUCCUUGAAAACUCCGCAUUGAAGGUAGAAUAUCAGUUGCAGGGACGGUCCAGCAAUUACUGA